CGCCUCCUCCCGUCGGCGGGCGCUGCCUCCGGCGCGCGCCGCCCACCUGCUGGCGCGAGCUGCGGCCCCGCGCUGACGUCACGCCCAGAUGUUCCCCCAAGGCCACGCCCCGCGGGGUCCGGGCGGCUCCGGGCAGCGAUAACGGGGCGCGCCGGGGCCGCUGUCACAGCGCGAUGGGAGGGCUGCGAGACCGCAUCGCCAGCUCAUUGCCUUCCUGAGGAAACGGCAUUAAUCCAUACUCCGAGCAAAAAGCUGCCAGCGACAGGAUCUAUCUGCUGUUCUUUUUCUCUUCCACUGGACCGCCAACGCUUUUUCGAUUUAGUGACAAGCUGGGUGCGAUCGUCACGAACAAAGUGUGGGUUUGAUGGCUGCGAUAUCAGCCUGUACUCCUACAAACCGAUCCUAAGAAAUAAGGGAGGGAAAAGUCUGCUUGUGUAAUCUUUUUAAAAAGGGAAAGAGCGCUUGUGUUGGGUUUGUUUUUUCUUUUUUUGUCUUCGCCUGUUUGGAUUUCUUUUUAAACUUAUGAAAAAUGGCAACAGCAGCAUAUGUGGAUCAUUUUGCAGCAGAGUGCCUUGUUUCUAUGUCAAGUCGUGCUGUUAUCCAUAGUCCCAAAGGGGAGCCUGAUCCCCAACCUGAUGCAGCAAUACUUCCUUCAUCCAAUGGAGAAGAUAGACGGGAAGUCAGAGAAACCGGGAAAGACAAUGGAUCAUCAUUACUUGUGGUAGCUAGCAUUUUAGCAGAUCUGAACCAGCAUGUCCCAAACUCAUGUGCUCUAAGGACGGAAAAAACAGAGACGCUUGAUAUAACAGAACAAAUACACAUUUCUAUUGCUCCUAAGGAGUUUGGGGAAGAAAGUCUGUCUUCAGCUGGUAAGAGUGGAGGAGAAAGAGCAGCCACACCUACUAGCUUGGCUGCAGUAAGUGAGCCAAGCCUCAGACAAAAGAACAAACGCAUAAGAAGCUGGACUGACCCUGGAUCACCCCAGAAAAAGCACAAAUGCCACUAUGUGGGGUGUGAAAAAGUUUAUGGCAAAUCUUCCCAUCUUAAAGCUCAUCUAAGGACCCAUACAGGUGAGCGGCCUUUUGAAUGCAACUGGCAGGGCUGUAACAAGAAGUUUGCUCGCUCGGAUGAGCUGGCCCGGCACUACCGCACUCACACCGGAGAGAAGAAGUUCAGCUGCCCGCUGUGUGAGAAACGGUUCAUGCGCAGCGACCACCUGACCAAGCACGCCCGGCGCCACGCCAACUUCCACCCCAGCAUGCUCAAGAGGCGGAGCGGCAGCGGCUCCAGGACGGGCUCUGUCAGUGACUACAGCCGCUCGGACGCCUCGAGCCCCACGAUCAGCCCCGCCAGCUCCCCAUAGACUACCUGCACUGGAUGUCAGCACUUUGCCUCUAAUGCCUAACGCGGAGUUUUGUUUGUGUUGCACACAUUUUAAAAACUCUGUUGCUUCCCCUCCUUCCGUUCCCACCCUCUCUUUUUAAAAAAUCAGUAAAUAGCUGCCUCCCACUGCAAUUUUUAGUCAGAUUUUAUUUACCCAACCACACAAGUGGCUAUUCUAACCUCAUGGACAGACAAACCUGUUACACUUAGUGACUCCUGCUGUCUCAAUAUUUCAUAUAUUUUGCAACCAUUUAUGGAUCCUCUUCAUUAUUCUUUAUAAAAAAAUGGAAAAAUCUUUAAAAAAAGGAAAAAAAAUCUGCUUAAUUCACCUCAGGUGUCGAAGUAGUUAAAACCGGAUUGCACAAUAUAAGCAUACAUACACUUAAAAAUCAACUGUGUUGGAUUUGUCCCCCUUCUCCUUUCUCAGGGAUGGAUAUUUAUGUUACACAAUAAUUACAAUGAAGACACACCCUAACCACGGCCUUACUCUGUAAAUAUAAUUGCACUCAGAAGCUUUUUGUUAGGUUCUUUCACACACUGGGGAAAAAGUAAAAAACAAGCAAACAAUACAGAAACCAGCCCAAUACUGGAAUGUAGUACUGGACUCUUCCAUUGCUCAUUUUCCUGAUUAUACACCUGUGUUGGGGAGUCUCCAAACAGGAAUCUUGUCUUUCUUCAAGCUGCCCUCUGCCUAUGGUAGCAAGCUGUCUUCUCACUUCACGCUGAAGAUGCUCCAAAACCAACUUCCAAGUGCAAAAAUCUCUGUGAGGUUGAUAAACUUGUUUGUUGGUUUGUUUCAUGCUAGAUAAAAUUCUGAGAAAAAUUUUUCAACAAGAUGCCUUAAAUGAGUAACCUAAAUCACAAAGAAACAAAUUUACACUGGGUAACGUUUUAUGGCAAGGUGGCCUGGAAUCUCAGAGGCAUUCUGUUGUCACUCUCUCCAAGCUGUUAAGCUAUCUGCACUGCCUGUCAGUAUGGGACCAACAGAAUAUUCAAAUCAAACCACACUGACUUGAACAAUUUCCUUUGUUUCUUCUUCCUUUGUUUUGUUUUGGUUUUGUUUUUUUUUUUUAAUUACCUACGGAAAUAGCAUUACUGAACCAAUGCCCACCAAAACUGUUAUCAAGGUACUUACCUACUGUACAGCUGUAUCUUAGAAAGAAAAAUUGGCCAAGACAUAGUUUCUGUAUUCUGUUGCAUCAAAAUUGUGGUUGUUGAUAAAAGGAAGUGAAAAUCAUAAGGUAUCUUCUGACUGGAAUAAUAAAAUAUGCAUUUUUAAGUUUAAAAUAAAAUUAUAGCUCGGCACUACUUCAAGUUUCUCAAACAUACACAUACCAGCAUAAAGCAAGGUGCUCUUAUUUCUGAAUAACUGCUUAAUAACAGAAAGGGAAUAUUAGCUAGUUUUCAAUAACUUUCAAAUAUUUAACACUAGAUAGAGCACAAAGAUUUUUAUGUUUUAUAUGGUAGAAAAUAUAGUAACAGACCAGAAGCACAGUGAUGUACCGAAAACCUCACUGUCAGCAAAUACACAUUCCUUGGUUUGUCUGGGUCUGAUGGUGCAUAUUAUCAAUUCAGGUCCUUUUGAUUCUGGAAUUUUGGGAUGUUUGCUGUUUUUACUGUAAGGUAUAAAUGCAGUUAAGAGUAGCAUAGUGAAAAGAAACUCUCUAUGCCAAACCUGUCAUUUGAUAUUAAGUGAAUGCCUCCAGAUUCCCAAUGAACCUGUAUCUUACUUGCUGCUUUGCAUUGAUCCAAUUUUGCAAGGUUUUAUUGUACUGUAUGUUAACUGUGAGAAGCUAAUAUAGAUUUCCAAGUAGUUUCAUAGGUACUUCCAUAAUAUACGUUAUUCCUAAUACUACACCUUCUAUAAGUUGUACAGAUAAAUACUCUCAGUAUUUAUCAAUACAAAUACAACUAUAAAUCUAAACAAGUGCAGAUGUUUCAGUAUUUUUUUCAUAUUCAUUUGCUUCAGAUUUCACCUCUGUUAAUUUCCCCCUCUGAAUUGGAAGUUGUGAGAGGCACAAUUCUAUUCAUUUCACAGAAAAUGAAAGAACAUAGUAAGGGUUUUUUGCAAGACGACAAAUAGAGUUAAUGUGAUGAGUUGCCCAAGCUCUGGAGUUGAAGGAAAACCAGAUCUGUUGGCCUCAACAGA
Molecule: messenger RNA, 3532 nt
Organism: Vidua macroura (Pin-tailed whydah)
Lineage: Eukaryota; Metazoa; Chordata; Aves; Passeriformes; Viduidae
Gene: KLF13
Product: KLF transcription factor 13
Exons: 2
Coding region: 530-1363 (277 amino acids)
Biological process (GO): regulation of transcription by RNA polymerase II
Molecular function (GO): RNA polymerase II cis-regulatory region sequence-specific DNA binding; DNA-binding transcription factor activity, RNA polymerase II-specific
Source: RefSeq, a predicted model, not a curated record